UGGAUCGCGGUUGCGGCGACGUCACAAUCGUCCGUGGCGAUGGCUGAGUCCGGCCGUGACGCGAGCGUCUGGAACGGUGCGGGCCGUGGAAUCCGGGGCUCGGGCUCGGGUCCGGGCCGCCACGAGAAGAGUCUCGGGCUCCUCACCACUAGAUUCGUGUCGCUGCUGCAGGAGGCCAAGGACGGAGUGUUGGACCUCAAGCAGGCUGCUGACAUACUUGCAGUGAGGCAGAAAAGGAGAAUAUAUGAUAUCACCAAUGUAUUAGAAGGAAUUGGCUUAAUUGAGAAGAAAUCAAAAAACAGCAUCCAAUGGAAAGGUGUUGGUCCGGGAUGCAAUACAAAGGAAAUCAUAGAUCGGUUGAGAUGCCUAAAGGCAGAGAUUGAAGAACUGGAAACGAAGGAGAAAGAACUUGAUCAACAGAAGAUGUGGCUACAGCAGAGUAUUGAAAAUAUAACUGACAACACAUACAAUAAUAGAUUGGCAUAUACAACUCAUGAAGAUGUCUGCAGGUGCUUUCAAGGUGAUACACUUCUUGCCAUCCAGGCUCCUUCUGGUACACAAUUGGAAGUUCCAAUUCCUGAACUGGGACCAAAUGGACAAAAAAAAUACCAGAUUAAUUUGAAGAGUCAAUCGGGACCUAUUCACGUUCUGCUUAUUAAUAAGGAGUCCAACUGCUCGAAGCCUGUAGUGUUUCCAGUUCCUCCACCAGAUGACCUAAUGAAGCCACAACAAGAUAUUGCAAUACCAUCAUUCCCAGAAAAAUUAUCUUCGACUCCACUUCCAUCAGAUCGAGUUGUCUCCCUAAAGGAGCCGUACCUUGUUCAGGCAGCCAUACCCAGUCAAUCUCCUGAUUGUGGCCUGCAGCUGCCUAGUAUUGCAUCAGGUGUCCUUUACUCAAACGUGGCAGAUCCGCCAGAAAUUUACAAAGGGAUGACAACUGAAUCAUUACAAAACAUUCGGGAGCAGAACGGAUUACAAUCACUACUUCCCGUAGAUGUUGGGAGCAUUCUCAAAAAUCCUCCAACAUCAUAUGAGCAAACAAAGACAGAAGAUUCAGGUGGAACUAUUGAUGGAGACAUAAUGGAUGAAUUUAUGUCAUCAGAUGCGCCUCUAUGGCCUGAAUUUUACACAUGGCACAUCCGCUCCUGCAAUUGAUCGGCUCCCGACCACGAUUCCCACAGGACGGUAAGAGGAGGCCAUCUCACCAAACCAAGAAAGAAUGGAUGGAGGUGACUGCCCACGUGAGCAGGCAUGAUGAUUUGCACCACAGUUGGCUCCAGUGCAGAAAAAGGUUCAGUGACCUUCUGUGCUCUGUGCCAGGGUGAGUACUGAGUCUGUUUGGAACUGCGUAUAGAUGUCUGAGUAGGUGGCAGGACUUGUUGGCGCUCACAAGCGUGAAAUGCAGAGUGCCAAAUGGCACAUACCCCUGUGCCUUGAGAGAUUGAAAGAUGUGCCCAGUUGGUUUGGAUGUCUGCAAGGAUGAGGUGUCCCAAUGUGAUGGGCACCACCUAUAUCUGUUGAUUGGGGGGGAUGGUGUUAUGGUCUGGCAUGUAGAGGGGGUCUCAUGAAAGCACUUUCGUCCUUACAGGGGAAGAGAAGUCAUAAUGUUCAGGGGUGAGGAUGAAUGGGUGGAGGUGUGCCCAACCUCCUUAUUUAGAUGCAGGUGGAGGAAGAAGCUCUGGAGGUUGCUUAUGAGCAUGGAGCCAGGUCCACAGGUCAUGGAGAGGCAGGGGUCUCAGAGGAAGGUAAGAGUCGAGUCGACAGGGAAGCGACAGGGUUGGGUAUAAGAUAUGUAGGGCAGUAGUAUUUGGAAUGGGAUGUUCAAACCAAUCGUCUGUGUCGCUUGCCCAUUCACAAUGCCUCUGUGAGGCAGUUGUCUAUUAUGAGAAGCAACCAGAGUGCCUGCACUGUGACUUCGUAAUGAUGUUAACUACUGACAUUUUCUCUUCCUUAGGUGCACCAUCUUCACAGUGCCUGUUAGACCCCAAGGACCCUCCUUACCACCGAGGAGGAGCUGCUCGCAGAUACACCUGCGUCACAUCCUCCCUUUGCACCAAGCACCAACACAGGCACGCCGGCGGGCAUUGGUGUGUCGGAUCAGAUGGUACUGCACAGCGGGUGAAGGCACAUCUCACUUGCCUGAGUAGCUGAUGGAGGCAGAGAGCCCCCAGGGCGUCGGCAGUCGGAGGAUUGCUGGAGACCAGACGAUGCUGAAUACGACGCAGGCGAUGAGCCUCUGGAGUCGUCUGUCAGGCGGCAGAUGGGUGUCCAGCAGGAUGCGCAGGAAGAUCUGACAGAGGUCCCUGAGGGUCUGCGUGCCAUGGUUUCUGUCUUGGAGGGGUCCAUGCGGAGCAUGAGCACUGCAUUGAGCUGGAGCUCCGAGUGCACAGCCUCCUCUAUAGAGAGAGUGGCAACUCUCAUUGAGAGGCAGCUCCAUCAGGGAUUUCUGGGGUUGCAUUUAGACCUGUAAGCCCACACACUGACAGCGACCUCAGCAGGUCACUGCCAGUGUGAUAUAAGGAUGAGGCACCUAGUAACUCUGCUAGCUGCCCUUCCAUCAGUGUUGAGCAGGGAGGUUCAAACCAACCUCAUGUUGGCGGACAAGCUGCAGCUCGCAUCAGCAAUCUCCUCUCAGGGUGAUGUAGAUGAUGGCAGCAACUCCUCUGCCCCUCUGCCAGUGGCCGUUGUAUCUGAUGAGACUGAGGAAUGCCCAGCCAUGACGCUGGACUCUACCGCCCAGACAGGGCCUGCACAGGCUCUGUCGGCCAGAGGAUGGCCACCAAGGCCGAUGGUAUCAGAGUCAGCAGGCUGCCUCCAACCCAGCUGCCAGCAAGGGGGGUGCACCAAGACAUGGCAUUCGCAAAUGGAAGUUUUAUGUCACUAUGAUCACAAAAGGGGUUGUCACAAGUGGUUUGUUUCCUUGGCAUGUGUGCACUGGUUCAUUUGUAAAUUUGGCUUCAUUAUAAAAAUGUUGUAUUAUGUGCAAUGAUGUUAGUGUGCUUCAUGCUUUGAAAGGGAAUAGGCUUGGGAGUUGCAUGUGAAACAGAGGAAGGGAUACAAACUUUAUUUCAGACAUAAGGGUGACAGGAUUGUCUCAUCAGGAAAGGUCAUUAAGGUGGCGCUUCCCUUGCUAUCACCUUGACUCCCUACUUUGGAUGCCUAGCUGAAAAUUCUCAGAAUCAAGGCCUCCCUACCUCCCGUAGGAAUCCUCACAACGGCCUCCGCCUCCUCACCUAGGGGCUCCUCCAGCUUCUCCUCAGACCCAGCACUUGAGUCAUUCGCCCUCUGCGGCAUGUAAAUCAGGAUCACUGUCUUCAUCCUACAAUUGGUCCCCCUUUGACAGAGCCAGAUUGUGCAGAGCGCAGCAAACAACAAUAAGCAAGACGCACUCUAGAGGAUAUUGCAGUGCUCCCCUGAUCGGUCCAGGCAGCGGAACCUCAUCUUGAGCAGCCCAAUGGUCCUCUCAAUUACCACCCUUGUAGAGGCAUGACUUCGAUUGUAUGUCUCCUCCACUUUCAUCCUUGGGUCUCUGAGUGGCGUCAUGAGCCACCGUUUCAGGGGAUAGCCUUUGUCCUCCAGGAGCCAACCAUCCAACCAAGCUGGAGCAAUGAAUAGUCUUGGCACCAGGGAGUGUCGCAGGAUGUAUGCAUCAUGGCAGCUGCCAGGGUACCUGGCUCAGACCUGAAAUAUCUGAGUCUCGUGAUCGCAAACAAGUUGGACCUUCAGGAGUAGAACCUCUUUCUAUUUAUGAAGGCACCCAGCUGACCCAGCCACACGAGUACAAUCUAUGGCUCCCUGGAUGCAGGGAAACCUGGCAAUUGCAAUGAAGCGUCUAGCUCACUCAGGCUGACUGGCUUUGUUGGUCCAGAAAUGAAUCAAGUUACUGACCUGUCUGAACAGAGCUUCAGUGACCAGCUUGACGCAGCUGUGGGCAGCAGAUUGAGAAACACCACAUAGGUCUCCCGUUGGAAAGAAUCUGAGUCAAAAGAAUUCAGGGCCACAGUAACCUUAAGAGCUACUGGCAUAGGGUAGCCACCUACACAGUUUGAGGCGAUCCCUGAGCCAAUAAUCUGGCAAACGGAGGUCACAUUGUCCCUAGAGAGCUGGAGCCUUCUUUGGCACUGGACCCACUGCCUGUAAUCUCUGGCUGCAGUAUAAUGGUGUUUUCAGGGGUCCCUUCUGCCUUGUACUUCUGCCAGCCUUGCAUCUCCUCUGGCUGAGCCUCUCUUUCCACAUCGCACUCUGGGACGCUGACUGCGGGCACCUGGCCUCCUGUCCCUCCUGGCCCUCCCCUCCUCUUCUGAGGAGGUCCCUCCAGCAGAGUAGACAAUCCCCAUUUACUGCAAUAUAGAGUGCACAGGAUAGUGCACCGAAGGGGGUCCUCAGCAGAAAACCUCUGAAAAUGCUGGUAAACCAGUGUCCUCCAGAACACAAAGAAAAUGCAACAAACUGUCUGAAAACCACCUCCAGGCAACUCAUAGCAAGUUGAGUAGGUAGGAGUUUGUCUAAGACCCUGUUUGCCUUUUAUCCCACCUUGGAUCGAGUUUUAAUUAAAAAUGGCCACCUGGCCAAGUGGCCCGUGUACCGAGUGUGAAAUCACACUGGCCACGUAAAAUUCUGAUGAAUUGUCUUCUUAAUUAGCCUAAUUACCCCUUUAAUUGUUGGCUUCUGAGAUCCGCCCAUGCCCGCCGACCAUAAUAUCGCACGAUGGAGUGAUGAUGUCAGAACGUCCCCCCCGACCUCACCUUGCAUGAUUUUGAGAGAUUGGGAUCACCACGUGCCUGCUCUGACACCAUAAGGUUCAGGCCUGUAUUUUUUUUAUAUAACGUGGAGACCAGAACUGUUCACCGUAUUCCAAGUAUGGCAUAAUCAAGAUCCUUAUACAAGUUUAACAUAACUUCUCUGAUUUUCAGUUCUGUGAACAUUCUGAUGAAAGUGAGGGAGCAACCAACUGAGCCAAAUACUACAGGACAAGCCUCUGUGCUUAGUGUGACAAACGUUUCUAACAAUCCGCCAGAUAGGAUGAUAGAGGCAAAUAGAUGAAGAAGUUCAAAGUGAAACUUGAUGCCCUAACUAGAGUCGGGUUAUUAGUGUAAAGUCCUUUGAUGAGUCAAAGGACAAGCUAAUCUUAAACUUGUGCUCAGCGAGUUCACCCAAUAAGUACAUUAGUCAUACUGUCUAGAAAAAAUACCGGAGUUUCUCCUGGUUCAUCCCCUCUAACUUUAACAAAGGAGCCACGGAAACCCUGGAUUUUUGUGGUUCCCAAUGGACAAAAAGAAUUCCUGUGAAAAUUGCCCUCUUCUCUCCAUAUUUUAUCCGCAGUCAGUGCAGCAUCAACUGACCUCUAACAGGGAUGGGCUGGUAAAAGUGCUACAAUUGGCCUCUGUGCCCUGGGUUAGGGAGGAAAAAUCAGAAGAGUUUCUAUUAGAAGAGCAUCUUUAUGAACUGGUGGAAGACAGAAUUAGGUUCAGCUGUGAUCCUGCUACAAUUGUGCACCUCAUUAAGAUCACUCACAUGAAUAAUAGCCAUUUGGGCGAAUUAUUGUAUACAAUCUGCAACGGAGAAAAUGUACCCCAGUAAGGAGCAAUCAUUUGUCCUCAAGAGAAGUGAGAAAAUUGGUGACAAAAAAAAGUCACUAUUUAUAACAGGUGCCUGAAGUUUUGUUUUACCUUUAGCCAGUUCUCUCCCUGUAAUGUGCUCUGUUUA
Messenger RNA from Carcharodon carcharias (great white shark), 5706 nucleotides. RefSeq names its product transcription factor E2F5-like. Gene Ontology annotation, molecular function: DNA-binding transcription factor activity, RNA polymerase II-specific; protein dimerization activity; RNA polymerase II cis-regulatory region sequence-specific DNA binding. The transcript is spliced from 9 exons. The record is from RefSeq and is a predicted model, not a curated record. Lineage: Eukaryota; Metazoa; Chordata; Chondrichthyes; Lamniformes; Lamnidae. Gene Ontology annotation, biological process: regulation of transcription by RNA polymerase II. Gene Ontology annotation, cellular component: RNA polymerase II transcription regulator complex. The coding region runs from base 40 to 1155 and encodes 371 amino acids.